This is a messenger RNA of Lucilia sericata (common green bottle fly), 912 nucleotides long. Its product is annotated as ficolin-3-like. NCBI's taxonomy places the organism in Eukaryota, Metazoa, Arthropoda, Insecta, Diptera, Calliphoridae. The annotation marks the transcript as partial. The record is from RefSeq and is a predicted model, not a curated record. The transcript is spliced from 4 exons.
AAAUUCUUGCAGUGUUUUUAAACAAUCAUUAGAUGGCAUAAAUACUCGAUUGGAUACUCUGAUAAAUAAUUCUAAAAGUAAACAGGACGAUUGCAACUGUAAAGGGGUCACUCUUAACGAUGAUGUGGAUAAACAAUCCACAACAGCAACGGAAGAGGAAAAUUUUAUCAAGAAGACAUUAUUCGAUGUUCGCAUUGAUAAGUUGCCCGAAUCUAAAAAGAAACAUUGUAAAGAGGACCCUGAACCAAAGGAUUGCAAAUCGGCUACUAAAUGCACUCUAAAAAGUGGAUAUUAUAAAAUAUAUUUAUCAGAAGAGAAACAAGUUAUGGUUUUUUGUGACAUGAAUAUCGCUGGUGGCAACUGGAUGCACAUUUUAAGACGAAUUGAUGGUUCACUAGAUUUUGGAGGAAGUAGGUCCUCUUAUCUACUAGGAUUUGGCAAUGUAAAGUCAGAGUAUUGGAUUGGUCUUCAAAAUCUUUAUGCUCUUACUAACAAUAAUGGCCGACAGCUAUUAUAUGUCCAUAUGGAGGAUUUUGAAGGAAAAGCGUAUUAUGCUCUGUAUGAUAAUUUUAUCGUAGGAGGUGCCAAUGAAAGAUUCGAAUUAAAAUCUGUAGGCAAUUAUAAUGGCACUGCUAUCGAUGGGUUGUCAUAUAAUGUCGGUGGUAAAUUUUACACAUUCGAUUAUUGCUUUUGAAAUAACCUACUAUUAUGUCCCACACAAUAUGACGGCGGUUGGUGGUUUAGAAAAGAUUGCUCAACAACCACACCUACUAAUCCCUAUUUCGACAGCGAAUUGGAUUAUGUUGGUAUCAAGUGGCAUGAAUAUAAAAGUCAACCGUAUUUCUAUAAAAGCAUGUAUUUUAUGAUUAGAAAUUUUUAAAUAUUUUCUAAAUAAAUUUAAAUAAAUUUUAG